This is a messenger RNA of Nymphaea colorata (pocket water lily), 4178 nucleotides long. RefSeq names its product structural maintenance of chromosomes protein 1. The coding region runs from base 314 to 3961 and encodes 1215 amino acids. Lineage: Eukaryota; Viridiplantae; Streptophyta; Magnoliopsida; Nymphaeales; Nymphaeaceae. The record is from RefSeq and is a predicted model, not a curated record. The transcript is spliced from 18 exons. Gene Ontology annotation, cellular component: cohesin complex; nucleus; chromosome. Gene Ontology annotation, biological process: sister chromatid cohesion. Gene Ontology annotation, molecular function: ATP hydrolysis activity; DNA binding; ATP binding.
AUUUCACCCGUUUUUCAAAAGCACGUUCCCUCUCUUUCCCAGCUAUUGCAAUCCGUUCAGCGGGAAGGAAAUCGGGGAUUUCCGUUCCUCACUCGUUUUCCUCCUCCUCUUCCUCUUCAUCCAUUUCCUUUCUCCCCUCUCGUUUGUUCUUCUCCUCCCGAUUUCACGAAACGAGAGUUUCAAUUUUGGGGUUUCUUUUCGGAUUAGUGGAAAAUUUGCCGUUGAAACCCUAGCUAGGGCUGGAGAUUCAUCGUCUCGCUUCUAUUUUUUCCUUCCGCAGCUUCAAUACUCUAGCCAGGUAAGGGAUUUGAAGAUGCAGGCGUUGGAUCCUGGUGGGAAAAUUCACCGUCUGGAGCUCGAGAACUUCAAAUCCUACAAGGGCCACCAGACAAUUGGCCCCUUCUUUGACUUCACGGCGAUUAUUGGUCCUAAUGGUGCCGGGAAGUCCAACCUCAUGGACGCCAUCAGCUUCGUUCUCGGGGUGCGCUCGUCGAACCUGCGGGGCGCGCAGCUCAAGGAUCUCAUUUACGCGAACGACGACCAGGAGAAAGACAGGCCUGGGCGCAGGGCGUAUGUGCAGCUGGUCUACGUGACAGGUGCUGGUGAGCAGGUGGAGUUUACGCGGACAAUUGCGGGCGCAAGCGGUAGCAGUUACAGGAUAAACGGCGAGCAAGUGAGUUGGGGGGAGUACAACGAUAAACUGAAAUCGAUCGGAAUUCUGGUCAAAGCCCGGAAUUUCCUGGUUUUCCAGGGAGAUGUUGAAUCAAUUGCUUCAAAGAAUCCUAAGGAACUUACUGCACUAAUUGAGCAAAUAUCUGGGGCUGAUGAAUGCAAGAGGGAAUAUGAUGAACUUGAGGAAAAGAAGGCUUUGGCUGAAGAGAAAUCAGCGUCAGCUUAUCAGAAAAAACGGACUAUUGUGCUGGAACGGAAACAGAAGAAGGAACAAAAAGAAGAAGCUGAGAAGCAUCUGCGUUUGCAGGAUGAGUUGAAAUCUCUGAAAAGGGUGCAUUUUUUGUGGCAAGUGUUCAAUGCGGAGAAGGAUAUUGAGAAAACAAACAAAGAACUAGAAAAAGAAAAUAGGAUUCUGGAGGAAAAGUUGAAGGUACAGGAAGAAUCUGAGCUUGAUAUUAGUGAGAAGAACAAGGAGAACUCUACAUACCUGAAGGAGGUGGUGCUGGUUGAGAAGAGGAUUGCAAAGAAAACAGGCGAACUCGAUAAAAAGAAACCAGAGCUUUUGAAAUUGGUGGAGGAGAUUUCUCGUGUUACGUCAAAAAUUAAGAGCACCAAGAAGGAACUAGAGAAGAAGAAAGGCGAAAGGAAAGUGCAUGCUAAAGAGGUAGAAAGGCUUCAAAAAGAGAUGCAUGAUGUAGCUACAGCUAUAAAUAAUCUGAAUUUAGAAGGUCAAGGAGGGGAAAAACUUCUGCUUGCAGAUGCUCAGAUUAAGGAGUACCAUAGGAUUAAGGAGGAAGCUGGAUUGAAGACUGCAAAACUGAGGGAUGAGAAAGAGGUGUAUGAUACGCAGCAACAAGCUGAUAUCGAAGCUCUAAAAUACUUGGAAGAAAAUCUCGAACAACUAAGAAACCGUGAGAAAGAGCUUGCUUCUCAAGAGAGCCAAAUGAAGUCAAGGCUGAAACAGAUCACUGAUGCAAUUACAGAGAACACAAAAGAACUAACAAAAUCGAGGCAUGAGUUGAGUGUUAUGCAAGAUAGACACCGAAAAUCUAGGGCAAAAUAUGACAACCUAAAAGCGAAGGUGAGUGAAAUUGAAGCUCAAUUACGAGAAUACAAGGCUGAUAUGCAUGAAAGUGAAAGAGAUAGAAGAUCAUCUGAAGCAGUUGAAAGUCUCAAGCGACUGUUCCCAGGUGUCCACGGGCGCAUGACGGGUCUUUGUAAGCCAACUCAGAAGAAAUACAAUCUUGCAAUUACUGUUGCAAUGGGCAAAUUCAUGGAUGCUGUUGUAGUUGAUGAUGAGCAAACAGGGAAAGAGUGUAUUAAGUAUUUAAAGGAACAACGACUUCCACCUCAGACUUUCAUACCUAUACAGUCAGUCCGGGUAAAGCCUGUGCAUGAGAAGCUGCGGACACUGGGAGGAAGUGCGAGGCUAAUUUUUGAUGUGGUUCAAUUUGACCCCUUCUUGGAGAAGGCUGUACUUUAUGCUGUCGGAAAUACAUUAGUUUGUGAUACUCUUGAGGAGGCCAAGGUCCUCAGUUGGAGUGGAGAACGAUAUAAAGUGGUGACUGUCGAUGGUAUUCUCUUGACAAAGUCUGGUACAAUGACUGGAGGAAUUAGUGGUGGAAUGGAAGCUCGGUCACUUAAAUGGGAUGAACACACAAUUAAAGGUCUGAAGAAGAAUAAAGAUGACUAUGAAGCAGAAAUGGAAAAGCUUGGCUCAAUCAGAGACAUGAAAAUGAAAGAGGCUGAUGCAUCUGGAAAAAUUACUGGCCUUGAAAAAAAAAUUGAUUAUUCCAAUCUGGAAAAGAAAACUAUUGAAGACAAAAUUUCAAAGUUAAACCACGAAAGAAUUAAUGUGAAGGAAGAAAUAAGUCGUCUUGAACCUGAAAGACAAAAGUUUGAGACUUACAUUUCAAACAGAGCUAAAGACAUCACCAAGCUUGAGACAAGGAUCAAUGAGAUUGUUGACAGGAUUUAUCGAGACUUUAGUAAAUCUGUGGGGGUUAAUAACAUUCGUGAAUAUGAGGAAAAUCAACUCAAGACUGCACAAAGAAACUCAGAGCGAAGACUUAGUUUGAACAACCAGUUGUCAAAACUGAAGUACCAACUGGAAUAUGAACGGAAACGUGACAUGGAUGCUCCAGUUUCAAAACUUUCUUCUGCUCUCGGUUCAUUAGAAGAAGAACUGAAGGAAUUGCACAAGAAAGACUCUGAUAUCAGACAGGCAAUGGAGGAAGGUGAAAGAUAUAUGGAAGAGCUGAAGGCUGAAGUUGAUGAGUGGAAAUCAAAGGUAGAAGGGUGUGAAAAUAUCCUUUCUGAGUUAAAGAAGAAAGCAAACCUUGUUCUGGGUGACAUUAGCAAGUUGAAGCGUCAGAUUGGCUCCAAGGAGACCCUGAUUGAGCAGCUUAAAUCACGCAAGAAAGAUAUACUGGAGAACUGUGAAUUGCAACAGAUUACACUUCCAAGCAUUGGUGAUCCGAUGGAGAUAGAUUCUUCUGUACAAACAGUAAGCUUUGACUACAGUGAACUAAUCAAAUCAGGUCUCAGGGAUAUUAAAAGCUCUGACAGGGAUAAAAAGGAGGCAGAAUUCAAACAAAAAAUGGAUUCCUUAACAUCAGAAAUUGAAAGAACAGCACCCAACCUAAAGGCCUUAGAUCAAUAUGAAGCUCUCCAAGAAAAAGAGAAAGAGGCUGUUGAAGAAUUUGAAGCUGCUAGGAGAGAAGAAAAAGAAGUAACUGAUCAAUACAACUUGGUGAAAAGGAGGAGGUAUGAGUUGUUUAUGGAGGCUUUCAACCAUAUUGCUGACAACAUAGAUAAGAUAUACAAGGAGCUUACCACAAAUAGCACGCCUAACAUGGGUGGGACAGCAUACCUAAGCUUAGAAAACGAAGAUGAUCCAUUCCUACAUGGUAUCAAAUAUACAGCCAUGCCACCUUCAAAACGUUUCCGUGAUAUGGAGCAAUUGUCUGGUGGAGAGAAGACGGUAGCAGCUCUCGCUUUGCUCUUUGCAAUUCACAGUUACCGUCCCACCCCAUUUUUCAUACUCGAUGAAGUUGAUGCUGCACUGGACAAUGUUAAUGUUGCCAAAAUUGCCCGUUUUAUCUGCUCCAAGUCUUGCACGAUUGAUAGUAACGAGGGGAAGGAUGACAAGAGAUUUCAGUGCAUUGUGAUUUCGCUGAAAGACAGUUUCUAUGAGAAAGCCCAAGCACUGAUUGGAGUUUGCAGGGAUUGUGAUAAAAGCUGCUCGAGGACUCUGACAUUUGACCUUACACGGUACAGGGAAUCAUGAGACUUUGUGUACAUUGCAAUAGUAGCAACACAUGGGAGGGUGUAUCAUGUCUUUUGUAGGUAUCAAUUGUUUUAGUCUAACGGAAGCAAAUGGCCUAACCUACAUUUAAACUGACUGGAUGUACAUAAAACAUCAUCACCGAGCUGUAUAAUGCGCUAAAAUCAUCUACGUUGCCAUCAGUAAUAUAUCUGGGUUCAUUGCUCAAGUUAAUCCAAAA